Molecule: messenger RNA, 7905 nt
Organism: Oncorhynchus kisutch (coho salmon)
Lineage: Eukaryota; Metazoa; Chordata; Actinopteri; Salmoniformes; Salmonidae
Product: hemicentin-1-like
Exons: 29
Coding region: 165-7505 (2446 amino acids)
Source: RefSeq, a predicted model, not a curated record
GGGUAGGUACAUUGGAAUCACCUGACAAUUUGUUGAUUAAGAGGAGACUCUGACUGUGCAGUAUCAACAUGGUUGGAUUUACCAAGAAGUCUGGACAGUCAUUUGUUUCAUAAGAAAGUGUCCCGUUCAUUUCUGAUCCGUGGUGUUUGAUAAGAGGUAGAACUAUGGAGUAUCCUCUGGUGUGGGUUCUCAUCCUGGUGCUGCUCAACUUCACUACAGAUGUCUCUGGCCAGGUGGUGGUUCCCUCGAUGAACCCCUUAGCUGUGGGCAGUAAUGUCACCCUGAACCUAGUUCCUCAAAGCCCCAUCAACAUAGGGACCUGGUCAUAUGAAACUACAACCAUCGUACUUUUCUAUCCUGGUGGCAGUAGUGUGGGUACAAGUUAUCGAGGCAGAGUCUUAUUCUCCUCCUCAGAGCUGUCCAUAAGCUCUCUCCAACUCAACGACUCAGGACGAUAUACCGUGCAGGGAAUGGAGCCAGUCCUGAAUGCUGUGGUGACUUUGUCUGUCCGGGAGCCCAUUUCAAACGUGACUCUAAGGGCCAACGCCACUGUUCUAGUGGAAUUGAACGACACUGCCAUGUUCACCUGCUCCGUCUCCUCUGGCACCUCCCUCUCCUACCGCUGGCUGAAUGGCAGCUCAGAGGUCACAGCCAGUGACAGAGUUCGGCUUGGUGGUGGGAACAGCACUCUCACCAUAGUCAGUGUGACACGACACGAUGAAGGGCCGUUCAGAUGUGAGGUCAUCAAUGGAAUCAGCAAUGGAACCAGCCAGCCCAUUGGCCUCAAUGUUAGAUAUGGCCCAAGUAACCUCACCAUGAUGGUAGUUCCUGAGAUGACCAUAGGACAUACAGCCUACAAGACGGGCUCUGACAUCACUCUGUCCUGCUCCGCUCAGUCCAAACCCGCUGAAUCCUACAAGUGGAGGUUUAAUGGGAUGUUCCUCAACGAGCAAAGCCCACAGCUCAGCCUGCAGAACACCAGAGAGAACCAGACAGGAAGUUACGCCUGCUUAGCCUACAACAAUGUCACACUCCGAUACGCCACCAUGAGCACAAUGAUAAAGGUUGUGGAGCCGAUAUCAGCGGUUUCGUUGAACCGUGAUGGGAAGCCACCGAUACUGGAUCAGUCGUUCACUCUGCGGUGUGAGGUGACUGGACCUGUAAACUACAUUCACUGGCUGAUGAACGGCCAGCUCAUCUCCCUAAAUAACAGAACAUUCUACUCUACUGACAACAACACAAUGGUUAUCAACCCAAUCCAGUUGUCUGACAAUGGAGAAUAUCUCUGUGAGGCCUUUAAUGCUGUCAGCAACCUGACCAGCAUGACAUACAAGCUUGUGGUAAACUUUGGACCAGAGAGACCUGCUAUAACUACUCCGGAUAUAGCAAUGACAGGACACAUCGUGACCUUCAACUGCUCUGCCUCCUCUCAGCCUCUCAGCCAGUUCAGCUGGUUCUUCAAUGGCUCCCAGGUUGCGACUGGCUCAGUGUAUGAGAUGGGCCCACUGACCUUAGCCUGUCAUGGAGAAUACACCUGUGUGACCUUCAACAACAUUACUUGCAGAAACAGCACUGUCUCCAAGAUGCUCACUGUUGUUGCACCUGUGACCAUGACCAUGGUGAAAGUAAUUGGAGCCCAGCCAAUACUGAACGAGAGAUUCUCUCUGACCUGUGGCACCGCUGGAACGGUUUACUCCAUUCAGUGGAUGAGGAACGGCUGGCCUCUGUAUGCUGACAACAGAACAGACUUCUCUAUGAACAACAAUACACUGACAUUCAACUCUGUCCAGCAUUCUGACAAUGGAGACUAUCAGUGUUCUGCCUCCAACCCCUUCAGCAACAUGACCAGCCCAUUCUACAAACUAAUCAUCAACUAUGGACCGGAGAUAACGAUUAUAACAGGACCAGCAUUAGGAGAAACAGGACACAGCGUGACCUUCAACUGCUCUGCCUCCUCUCAGCCUCUCAGCCAGUUCAGCUGGUUCUUCAAUGGAUCCCAGGUUGCGACUGGCUCAGUGUAUGAGAUGGGCCCACUGACCUUAGCCUGUCAUGGAGAAUACACCUGUGUGGCCUUCAACAACAUCACUUGCAGAAACAGCACUGUCUCAAAGAUGCUCACUAUUGUUGCAACAGUGACCAUGACCAUGGUGAAAGUAAUUGGAGCCCAGCCAAUGCUGAACGAGAGAUUCUCUCUGACCUGUGGCACCGCUGGAACGGUUUACUCCAUUCAGUGGAUGAGGAACGGCUGGCCUCUGUAUGCUGACAACAGAACAGACUUCUCUAUGAACAACAAUACACUGACAUUCAACUCUGUCCAGCAUUCUGACAAUGGAGACUAUCAGUGUUCUGCCUCCAACCCCCUCAGCAACAUGACCAGCACAGAAUACAGACUGAUCGUCAACUAUGGACCGGAGUUGCCUAUAAUAACAGGACCAGCAUUAGGAGAAACAGGACACAGCGUGACCUUCAACUGCUCUGCCUCCUCUCAGCCUCUCAGCCAGUUCAGCUGGUUCUUCAAUGGAUCCCAGGUGGCGACUGGCUCAGUGUAUGAGACGGGCCCACUGACCUUAGCCUGUCAUGGAGAAUACACCUGUGUGGCCUUCAACAACAUCACUUGCAGAAACAGCACUGUCUCAAAGAUGCUCACUAUUGUUGCAACAGUGACCAUGACCAUGGUGAAAGUAAUUGGAGCCCAGCCAAUCCUGAACGAGAGAUUCUCUCUGACCUGUGGCACCGCUGGAACGGUUUACUCCAUUCAGUGGAUGAGGAACGGCUGGCCUCUGUAUGCUGACAACAGAACAGACUUCUCUAUGAACAACAAUACACUGACAUUCAACUCUGUCCAGCAUUCUGACAAUGGAGACUAUCAGUGUUCUGCCUCCAACCCCCUCAGCAACAUGACCAGCACAGAAUACAGACUGAUCGUCAACUAUGGACCGGAGUUGCCUAUAAUAACAGGACCAGCAUUAGGAGAAACAGGACACAGCGUGACCUUCAACUGCUCUGCCUCCUCUCAGCCUCUCAGCCAGUUCAGCUGGUUCUUCAAUGGAUCCCAGGUGGCAACUGGCUCAGUGUAUGAGACGGGCCCACUGACCUUAGCCUGUCAUGGAGAAUACACCUGUGUGGCCUUCAACAACAUCACUUGCAGAAACAGCACUGUCUCAAAGAUGCUCACUAUUGUUGCAACAGUGACCAUGACCAUGGUGAAAGUAAUUGGAGCCCAGCCAAUGCUGAACGAGAGAUUCUCUCUGACCUGUGGCACCGCUGGAACGGUUUACUCCAUUCAGUGGAUGAGGAACGGCUGGCCUCUGUAUGCUGACAACAGAACAGACUUCUCUAUGAACAACAAUACACUGACAUUCAACUCUGUCCAGCAUUCUGACAAUGGAGACUAUCAGUGUUCUGCCUCCAACCCCCUCAGCAACAUGACCAGCACAGAAUACAGACUGAUCGUCAACUAUGGACCGGAGUUGCCUAUAAUAACAGGACCAGCAUUAGGAGAAACAGGACACAGCGUGACCUUCAACUGCUCUGCCUCCUCUCAGCCUCUCAGCCAGUUCAGCUGGUUCUUCAAUGGAUCCCAGGUGGCAACUGGCUCAGUGUAUGAGACGGGCCCACUGACCUUAGCCUGUCAUGGAGAAUACACCUGUGUGGCCUUCAACAACAUCACUUGCAGAAACAGCACUGUCUCAAAGAUGCUCACUAUUGUUGCAACAGUGACCAUGACCAUGGUGAAAGUAAUUGGAGCCCAGCCAAUGCUGAACGAGAGAUUCUCUCUGACCUGUGGCACCGCUGGAACGGUUUACUCCAUUCAGUGGAUGAGGAACGGCUGGCCUCUGUAUGCUGACAACAGAACAGACUUCUCUAUGAACAACAAUACACUGACAUUCAACUCUGUCCAGCAUUCUGACAAUGGAGACUAUCAGUGUUCUGCCUCCAACCCCCUCAGCAACAUGACCAGCACAGAAUACAGACUGAUCGUCAACUAUGGACCGGAGUUGCCUAUAAUAACAGGACCAGCAUUAGGAGAAACAGGACACAGCGUGACCUUCAACUGCUCUGCCUCCUCUCAGCCUCUCAGCCAGUUCAGCUGGUUCUUCAAUGGAUCCCAGGUGGCAACUGGCUCAGUGUAUGAGACGGGCCCACUGACCUUAGCCUGUCAUGGAGAAUACACCUGUGUGGCCUUCAACAACAUCACUUGCAGAAACAGCACUGUCUCAAAGAUGCUCACUAUUGUUGCAACAGUGACCAUGACCAUGGUGAAAGUAAUUGGAGCCCAGCCAAUGCUGAACGAGAGAUUCUCUCUGACCUGUGGCACCGCUGGAACGGUUUACUCCAUUCAGUGGAUGAGGAACGGCUGGCCUCUGUAUGCUGACAACAGAACAGACUUCUCUAUGAACAACAAUACACUGACAUUCAACUCUGUCCAGCAUUCUGACAAUGGAGACUAUCAGUGUUCUGCCUCCAACCCCCUCAGCAACAUGACCAGCACAGAAUACAGACUGAUCGUCAACUAUGGACCGGAGUUGCCUAUAAUAACAGGACCAGCAUUAGGAGAAACAGGACACAGCGUGACCUUCAACUGCUCUGCCUCCUCUCAGCCUCUCAGCCAGUUCAGCUGGUUCUUCAAUGGAUCCCAGGUGGCAACUGGCUCAGUGUAUGAGACGGGCCCACUGACCUUAGCCUGUCAUGGAGAAUACACCUGUGUGGCCUUCAACAACAUCACUUGCAGAAACAGCACUGUCUCAAAGAUGCUCACUAUUGUUGCAACAGUGACCAUGACCAUGGUGAAAGUAAUUGGAGCCCAGCCAAUGCUGAACGAGAGAUUCUCUCUGACCUGUGGCACCGCUGGAACGGUUUACUCCAUUCAGUGGAUGAGGAACGGCUGGCCUCUGUAUGCUGACAACAGAACAGACUUCUCUAUGAACAACAAUACACUGACAUUCAACUCUGUCCAGCAUUCUGACAAUGGAGACUAUCAGUGUUCUGCCUCCAACCCCCUCAGCAACAUGACCAGCACAGAAUACAGACUGAUCGUCAACUAUGGACCGGAGUUGCCUAUAAUAACAGGACCAGCAUUAGGAGAAACAGGACACAGCGUGACCUUCAACUGCUCUGCCUCCUCUCAGCCUCUCAGCCAGUUCAGCUGGUUCUUCAAUGGAUCCCAGGUGGCAACUGGCUCAGUGUAUGAGACGGGCCCACUGACCUUAGCCUGUCAUGGAGAAUACACCUGUGUGGCCUUCAACAACAUCACUUGCAGAAACAGCACUGUCUCAAAGAUGCUCACUAUUGUUGCAACAGUGACCAUGACCAUGGUGAAAGUAAUUGGAGCCCAGCCAAUGCUGAACGAGAGAUUCUCUCUGACCUGUGGCACCGCUGGAACGGUUUACUCCAUUCAGUGGAUGAGGAACGGCUGGCCUCUGUAUGCUGACAACAGAACAGACUUCUCUAUGAACAACAAUACACUGACAUUCAACUCUGUCCAGCAUUCUGACAAUGGAGACUAUCAGUGUUCUGCCUCCAACCCCCUCAGCAACAUGACCAGCACAGAAUACAGACUGAUCGUCAACUAUGGAUCGGAGAUGCCUAUAAUAAAAGGACCAACAUUAGGAGAAACAGGACACAGCGUGACCUUCAACUGCUCUGCCUCCUCUCAGCCUCUCAGCCAGUUCAGCUGGUUUUUCAAUGGAUCCCAGGUGGCAACUGGCUCAGUGUAUGAGAUGGGCCCACUGACCUUAGCCUGUCAUGGAGAAUACACCUGUGUGGCCUUCAACAACAUCACUUGCAGAAACAGCACUGUCUCCAAGAUGCUCACUGUUGUUGCAACAGUGACCAUGACCAAUGUGAAAGUAAUUGGAGCCCAGCCAAUACUGAACGAGAGAUUCUCUCUGACCUGUGGCACUGCUGGAACGGUUUACUCCAUUCAGUGGAUGAGGAACGGCUGGCCUCUGUAUGCUGACAACAGAACAGACUUCUCUAUGAACAACAAUACACUGACAUUCAACUCUGUCCAGCAUUCUGACAAAGGAGACUAUCAGUGUUCUGCCUCCAACCCCCUCAGCAACAUGACCAGCUCAGAAUACAGACUGAUCGUCAACUAUGGACCGGAGAUGCCAAUAAUAACAGGACCAGCAUUAGGAGAAACAGGACACAGCGUGACCUUCAACUGCUCAGCUUCCUCUCAGCCUCUCAGCCAGUUCAGCUGGUUCUUCAAUGGCUCCCAGGUGGCAACUGGCUCAAAGUAUGAGACUGGCCCACUGACCUUAGCCAGUCAUAGGAUAUACACCUGUGUGGCCUUCAACAACAUCACUUGCAGAAACAGCACUGUCUCCAAGAUGCUCACUAUUGUUGCGCCAAUCACCUCAGUGUCCAUAAGCACCAGUGGAACCCAGGCGAUAGAGGGUGACUCCUUUACAAUGACUUGCAAUAUCGUUGGUGAUCCUAGCUCCAUUCACUGGUGGAAGAACCUCACGUUAGUGCAUGUGGAUAACAGAACCCACGUCUCUUUCAACAACAGAACACUGACCUUCAACCCUGUCCAGUAUUCUUCCUAUGGAGAAUAUCAGUGUAUGGCCAGAAAUAGUGUGAGCAACAGAACUAGCAACCGCUACACACUCCUAGUGAAUUAUGGACCCAAGCAACCUGUGAUAGCUGGUGCACCCAUUGCCGAAACAGAACAAAGAGUGACCUUCAACUGCUCAGCCUCCUCUCAGCCUCUCAGCCAGUUCAGCUGGUUCUUCAAUGGCUCCCAGGUGGCAACAGGCUCAGGGUAUGAAGCUGGCCCACUGACCUUAGCCAGUCAUGGGGAGUAUACCUGUGUGGCCUUCAACAACGCCACUGGCAGAAACAGCACUGUCUCCAAGAUGCUCACCGUCAUUGAGGCUAUAAAGUCAGUGAUGGUGAAACGAAACAAAACGCCGAUAUCAUCUGACAACCUAACCCUGACCUGUGACGUCACCGGGCGCUAUGACACCAUCUACUGGAUGAAGGACAACCUGUCUCUGGUCCUGAACAACACCUUGAACUCUGACAUAACCAUCUCUAACAACUCUCUGCACUUCAGUCCAGUCAAGGUGUCUAACGAUGGAAACUAUCAGUGCGUCGCCACCAACCUCCUUCGCCCACACACCAGCCCUAAAUACCAGCUAUUGGUGAACUAUGGCCCUUUGAGUGUGAAUGUCUCUGGCCCAGGCUUAGUGGUGAUUGGCUCAGUAAUCCCUGUCAGUCUGAAGUGCUCAGCCGACUCCCGGCCAACCAGCGAGUACCGGUGGAAAUACAACAACCAAGCAUUGUCCGCGACUGGUCCUUUGAUGGCUGUAGGUGUCUCCUUGAAAAAUGCAGGGAUUUACACCUGUGUGGCCAAGAACUCUCUAACCAACAUCUCAAUGUCCAAGACCAUUAGUCUGGAUGUCACUGGCCACUCGCCUGCCCCUCCAUUCCAGUCCAGAGUUGGUCUGAUGUUGAUGGGUCUUGCAGCUCUCUCUCUGCCUCUGAUCAACCACUGAGACUACCACACUGCAUGUCUGCUGGCUGGGAGCCAAUCACUCCCUUCCCUCUACCCUCACUGACUCCCCUCGCUGAUCUGAAAAAAGAACUGGAUAGAAAUAAGUGGUAUUGUCAAUAUUGUAAUUGCCCAAUCAUACCAUCAUAGGACUGGGUUUAGUGUGCUUAGCUCUUUUCCAAUGCUUUUAGAUUGUGAGGAGAGAGUCAACCUGAGGUCAGAAGGGAGGGGCCUAUCCCCUUAGAAUAGAACCCACCUCAACAGUUUGUUUUUAUGUCAAUCAUCUCUAUAAACUGAUAUUCUUUUAAAAAACUGGUCUUCCACAUGGUAAUUGAAGGCGCAAAGAUUCGCUGCUCAGUUGUGCUGCCUAUUUCUGAUUCUAAAUAAAAGUUCUUAGAUAUUCA